Messenger RNA from Pollicipes pollicipes, 1112 nucleotides. RefSeq names its product coiled-coil domain-containing protein 115-like. The record is from RefSeq and is a predicted model, not a curated record. Gene Ontology annotation, biological process: vacuolar proton-transporting V-type ATPase complex assembly. The coding region runs from base 98 to 631 and encodes 177 amino acids. NCBI's taxonomy places the organism in Eukaryota, Metazoa, Arthropoda, Thecostraca, Pollicipedomorpha, Pollicipedidae. The transcript has 3 exons.
UUUGCAUACCGUGCAGCGUGUCUCAUUAGUUACCUGUGGAUGUUCAACGACUGAAUUCGACAAGAUUUGAUUAUGCUGCCAGUGACCAUCAGGAAACAUGGUGAAAGAUUCUAGCGACAACACCAAGAAUGAGCCAUCAGUUGAUGACACAAUUCUGGACAUCUGGGAACUGGUUAACAAGAUCCUGCAGCAUCAAACUUUGCUGGAAAGCUGGAUGAAAGGUGGAUUUUUAAAUAUUGCCAAAACCAGGUACGUGAUGGGCCAGCACGCGGUGGGCGUGGAACAGUUGCCGGCCGGUGAGUGUCAGGUGAGCGCGCGACUCGUGGUGGAGCGGUGCCCGAGCGACGCCGACCACGCCGACGCCCAGGCGCCGCUGCCGGCCGCCUUCCGGCUGCGUGAGCAGCCCGCCGACGCUGGCGACGUGAGCGGCGGCGAGCCGCUGCGCUGGUUCUCGGCGCUGCCGCCAGGGGCGCUGCGCGACGCGCAGAAGCAGUUCCGCCGCGCGCUUGAGAUCAGCUGUGACAUCGCCACCAUGAAGGUACACCUGGCAGCGCUGAUGGCGCGGCUGGACGGCUGUGGGCCGACCGUGGCCGCCCUCGCCGACGCCGUCGAGUCCAUCUCGGUCAGUUGAGCUCCAGCGGCGGCCUUGUAGGUGCGGUGCAGCCACGCAGCCAGACAGCGUGGGAUACGGGUGGGUGCGGCGUCAGCAGGUGCGGGCUAUUCGUCAGGCAUCCUCGGCGACGUGGCACUGGGGUAUUCCACUUUGCGCGUUGCUUCGAAUUGUCUCGAGUGCUCCGUGGCCAUGAACGGGUUGUGUAACUCGCCUUGCGCGAGUUUGGUGGCCGUUGUCGCGUCUCGCCAAACUGCGUGGGCCCAUUGUAUGAGCCAUUCGUGGCACUGGCUGCUUGGUCCCAGUCCUCAUCUCGCGCACGGUCCGUAACGGGACCUCUGUCCCAGUCUAGUGUUCAGGACUGGUUCCGGUUGCCGCCCCUGCCCUGGCGUCCUCGUCCCUGGCGUGGUCCCAAUGCGAAUGGUACUCGUCGCGAGGUCUGGUCUCCAUCCUGUCCGCGGUGCUGGUGCGAGUUUGUGGUGUGGUGCCCACGGAGUGCUCG